Boleophthalmus pectinirostris (great blue-spotted mudskipper) is the source of this 4942-nucleotide messenger RNA. RefSeq names its product DET1 and DDB1 associated 1 (gene dda1). The transcript is spliced from 5 exons. Gene Ontology annotation, cellular component: Cul4-RING E3 ubiquitin ligase complex. Bases 740 to 1048 code for a protein of 102 amino acids. Gene Ontology annotation, biological process: positive regulation of proteasomal ubiquitin-dependent protein catabolic process. Lineage: Eukaryota; Metazoa; Chordata; Actinopteri; Gobiiformes; Gobiidae. The record is from RefSeq and is a predicted model, not a curated record.
UGCUACAGAAUUAAUGGGCUUUUGUCUGACCCCAGGGGAUGCUGCUGCUGCUGCUGCUGCUGCUCAGAGGAAGAAGCUGAAGUCUCAAAGAAGAGCCACAUGUAAAUCUGUCAAGAGAGCUCUGGAUGUCACGUACAAACCCAAGAUUAUCUAAUUUAUGGAGUUUGACCUGAAAGCCAGAGCCCUGAACAGGACAGAGGCGACUGUGGAGGAGCAGCCCAAAGGAAACUACAGCUGCAUCUGAGAGAUAAGAAUGUGCCUUUAGCUAUCAUAACUAACCUAUAAUCUUUCGUCUGGAAACAAAACUAAAUAAUAAAUAUUCAAGGUUUUUAGCUGAUUUACAUUUAAUAUUUUGUAUUUAGGCGAGUCGUAUUUACAUCAACUAUCUACAACGGAAUAAUUUGUGACAGAAAUGAAAUGGAUUGUGCAUUUCCUUGAAACCGUGUUACUGCUCUGGCAACCCAGCGCAGCAAUCACACGAGCAGCUGAAGUACACGGUUAGCUUUGCUAGCACUUGUCAUGCCAGUUUGAGCUGUAUUUACUGAACCCGGAGAGUGUUCUGCCUUAACUUGUGGACAUAUCAUGGAGACAGCCGCAUCCGUUUGACAUGUUGGACCUGUUUCACAAAGUCACCUGAGAAGAGCGUGAAUUUACGGACCCACACGAGUGUCUCGCCCGGUGUCUCGGUCUGAUCAGCGCACAGCGGCGUCCACCAGCGGCGGCGGACAUUUCCUGCGUUAUGGAGAAGGCAGACUUCCUAAAAGGACUUCCAGUUUACAACAAGAGUAACUUCAGCAGGUUUCAUGCAGACUCUGUUUGUAAAGCGUCUAAUCGAAGGCCUUCAGUUUACCUGCCAACACGAGAAUACCCCUCCGAACAGAUUAUUGUGACGGAGAAAACCAAUAUCCUGCUGCGUUACCUUCAUCAGCAGUGGGACAAAAAGAAUGCAGCAAAGAAACGAGAGCAGGAACAAGGGGAGGGGGACAGUCCAGCGCCCCCACGGAAAAUCGCCCGGACAGACAGCCAAGAGAUGAAUGAGGACUCAUAAGUGUGUGUGUUUAUGUGUGUAUGCGCGUGUGUGCGUGUGUGGAGGGCAUGGCCAAUGUAAACACAACAGAAAGUAGAAUUGUACCUGAAUCAUAUGUGAACUAUUGUGUAGAAAUAUUUUAAGUCUUAUUGUUCAUAGCAGAUACUUGAAUCGCUGGGUACCUUUUUCAAUCCAAAAUAUCCGUGAUGCAACCAACCCGGAACAAACAAAAUUAAAUUGACGUCUCCUUGUUGUAAUUUCAACUGGCAAAAUGUUUGAAAUCCAUUUUUAAUUGUGUUCAUUUGAUUAGUUUCUCAUGUUAUGUGGCCCAAUUGUAUUAACAGAUACUGCGGUCAAUCAAGAAGCAGAUUAAUUACACACACUAUUUAAUUAGUUUGACAUCUCUACAGCGUGGGACACUAUGGGUGAUGUCACACUCCCACACUAAGUCCACUUCUAUAUACAGUCUAUGCGGAAAACAUUUUAAACGACAAAACCUUACUAGUCCUUAAACAUAAAAAUAUGACAAAUUAGUAAAAUAAACACAUUCAAAUAUACACCUGUACCCAGCUCUAGUUAGUUUUGAUCCUAUGGACAAGUAUAAGAAAAGGUCUAUUCCAAGUUGUGUCUUAUGUUUAGGAGAAAUCAACAGAAUGGCAUUAGACUGUAGUCUGUAAUCUGUAGUUUACAUGGGGCCAUUCCCAGCGUGAGAGCUGUUGAUGUCUGUGCUGAGCUGUACGUGAAGUGACCUCAUGGUGCGUAGAUGUGGAGUUGGAUACCUUCAAGUGAUGGUUCAGGUUUUUAAUGGAGAAAACAGCUGGUAGUUUGGACUGUUUAUUUAAUUGGCUAACAAACAGCUGCUGAGCUUAUAUUUCUGACUAGAUUUUGGUAAAAAAUUUACUGGUAAUUGUUUUUUUCUGAUUGGUCAAAGUGCACAUUGUAAACAAGUCCAGGAGCAUUUCAGAAGACCGUUUUCUUUUUGUCAUCUUCUAUUCUAAAACUUUUUAGGAAUGUCAAUGAUCUGUGAUUUUCUUCAAAUUAAUACCUAGAUUCAACUAGUUUUAGUAUUGAUUAAAGGUGCAUUGUGUAACUUUUCUGGUGGAGGAUCUGUCACCUGCUUGUUUCUAUGGAGAUGCUAUUGCUCUGCCUGGAAUGUUCCACAGUAUGACAUUAAACAUCUCUACAUUAUAUUUAUUCAAUUUGGGUGGUUUUACAGCUGAAAAUACUUAGAAAAACAGGCGCUCUGAUUGUGAGCUUGGUCACCUCUCCACAGAUCUGACCUGUAAAACCCAAUGUAUGGUUGUGUGUCAAAUUGUCUGCAUCGCGGCGCUACUAGUUCAAUAACUACACAUCAAACCGACGCAGACAAUAAGGGCUGUGAUUGGUCCUCUAUACUACCGCUCUACAUUUCCAGUACUCCGCUUUCCCACUUCAUUUUGUAAACACGAAUACCAUUUCUAAAUCCUUGCCUCCUAGCGUUGUGGUGUUGUGAAAUACUUUGCAGUGCAUAGACCUUGACACAGAUCCAUAAAUCAAAAAUGACAGCAACAAGGCGACAGCAGCAAUGUGCGUUGUGUCGACGCAGAACUAUAAUUCGGCCUUAACUUGAUCUGGUUUGGUCUCCAUGAAAAUAGAAAGGUUUAAUAUCAUACUGUGAAACAUUCCAGACUAAGUAAUAACAUCUUCACGGAAAAAAGCAUUUGACAGACCCUCCACCAGAAAAGUUACACAAUGCACCUUUAAUAUCUUUUACCUUUUACCUGUUUGCGCACCAGACCCAUUCAAAAACCCGAGCCAUCACUUUUGAUUCCUGGUUCCUGACUCGUUUAUCCCGCUGUUGUGCCGAGAACCCUGUUUUGUGCAAAUAUGACUUUUGUUACUGUUUAAUUUUAAUAAUAUUAUUGUUUAUGUCGAAUGAUUGAUGAUUGGCAAUGAGCUUCCUGCCAGCCACAGUGCCCGCCCCUUUGGUUUCACUGCCCCCUCUGUCUGCAAGCAGUACUACAACAUCAUUUCACACAACUCAAUAUCAAUGCACUGUGAAGAAGAGCACAAAAUAGUAGAAAUAACUUCCGUAUUAAACCCAAUAGUUGUGUAUGUGUGUUCAAUAUGCAUAGACUAUUCUGCUAUGUGCUUAUGGGGUAACUGUUGUGCUGGGGCUUAAAGUAGUCUUUUAUAUUUUACUACCACAACAACUGUCCUGAUUAGAACACACAUCGUAGGACCGCCCGGGACCUAAUGUGACUCGUCGAAUCAUUAGUUGUGGUUGUGUAUUUAAAAUUGGUUUGUUUUUUUCCCCAUCCAGAAUGUUAGUUACUGGUUGGUACAAAGUAAAAUAUGUCCAAAUUGUUUCAUAUCAAACUUGCUGCGUUUUCAAGGUUUAGCAAUAGGUUGUGUUCAAGGUGUAUUAGAAUUAACGGAGAGCAGAGAGCAGGGGCACUGUUUUUGGAAGAAAUAUCCAAACUGAAAACCUACAAAUGUGUAACUUGCAAUGUUUACGUUAUGGUUCUUGAAAGUCUUUGAAAUUUAGUAAUACCGCAGUUUUUUUAAACUUAAAAGUUGUGGAAAAACAACUUUCGUUCAUGUGUAUAGACCCGGUAACCACAGAAAUUUUAAAGGUGUGCUAUGCAGCUUUUUGGUUUGGAGGCCCGUCACCUGCUUGUUUCUAUGGAUAUGUCAUUGCUAUGCCUGGAAUGUUCCACAGUGUGACAUUAAACAGCUCUACUUUACAAUUUUUCCUUUACAGUUGGUUUUAUAACUCAGAAAUGCCAAGAAAAACAACAGGCAUUCUGACUGAGCGGGGUCACCUCCCCACAGAUUUGACCUGUUAUUCUGUCUGGUUUGGUCUCCAUGAAGAUAGAAAGUUUUAAUGCCAUACUGUGAAACAGUCCAGACGACGCAACAUCUCCACAGAAAAAAAGCAUUCGACUGACCCUCCACUGGAAAAGUUACACAGUACUGUACACCUUUAACCAUAAACCACAUCAACAAAUCCACAUUUUGACAGUUAAAAGGCAAAUUCAGCCACAGAUUUCUCACCUGCUCUCCAGCUCAAUAAAGUACGUGACAUGAACCCAACCUAUUAUUGAUUUAUAUUUGCUAAGAUUCAUGCAGUGUGGACCUGGACAGUCAAGAAAUGUCCAAAAAUGUCUCCAUAAAAGUAACUGACCUUCUCGUAUCGGUGCUUUGUUUGUGGUGUGCUCUCAGCCUCCUUUCAUGUUUACAGUGGUGAAUUUUAACAAACUUCACUUUCUAAUUAAAGGCAAAUCUAGCAGUUACAAAUGUGAGUCAGUAUAACAGUUUAUCCAAAUCAGAUGUCCGUGUUGUGAAAAAAGGACAAGUCUCACAUUGGAUAUUACAUUACUCUGCAUUUUAAUGUGUCUCUAAAGGUUAACGAGAGAAUUCGAUGUUAUUAAAGCGUGAAAGGACCGGUCCGCUACCUGCUUAGCUCAGUGAAGAUGUUAUUGCAUUGCCUGGAAUAUUCCACAGUAUGGCAUUUAUCUUCUUACCUAUCUCUUUUUUUAUUGUUAUUAUUAGUGUUUUAUUGCUUAAAAAAUACUUUGACAAACAUGCAUUCUUACUGCAAGUGAUCUGAUCUGUAAUUUACUUGUUUUCGUGGCGAUAAGUUUAAUGUCUUACUGUAGAAUAUUUUUCGAUUUUCAUGCUUUUAUUUGAUUGAUUUGGAAAAAAUAAAAUGUUGAAGCCCCAUGAGGCAACUCGAGUUCAAGCUAAAAUAAACUAAAUCGGAUGAAGGGAAGCAGGUAGCGGACUCUCCAUCAGAAAAAAAUUCCGUAGUGCGUCUUUAAAGCAUGUUUUGGUCAGACUGUUGAACACACCCGAAGCCUUGCUCUGGUUCAGUUCAUGUGUGAGGACAGGAAUCUCUUUUGGCUUUGCUCAAAUAAAACUGGAUACAAACUG